Molecule: messenger RNA, 2439 nt
Organism: Morchella importuna
Lineage: Eukaryota; Fungi; Ascomycota; Pezizomycetes; Pezizales; Morchellaceae
Exons: 1
Coding region: 1-2439 (812 amino acids)
Source: RefSeq, a predicted model, not a curated record
AUGAAACCUACCACUCGUCAAGUAGCUCUUUUCAAGAGUGCUCCUCGAGAGUAUGUAAACCUGUCUAUCAAGCCUCCUGUUGUUGCUGCAUACUACAUCGAUGAAGGAUUCCACACAACUUGGGUUAUACGCAGCAAGACCAAGUUUCAAGAUUUUAAUGGAAAAAGCGGGUUGAAGUUCACCAUCUCUGAUUACCAAUUCAAGCUCCCUGAAGUUGAAUCUGUAUCUUCUAGUGAGCUAGUUGAUUUCUUCGGAGAGACAGGUGGUGCGGUGGACCUCAUUCUUGGUCAGGAUUUCAUCAAUGUGUACUCUUUCCUCUUUUACAAGAGAAACAACAAUGGACUGCAGUUGAGUAAGUCUUGCAUCAACCGCACUAUCUGGCCAGAUAAGCCGAAUACUCGUCUCGAAAUAUACACAGCAUCACAUUUGAGUAGCACCAAAGGAGGUGUUGCAGUCUAUACCAACAUAUGCACACCUUUCAACAUUUGGCGCCCGUACAAGCCUAGUUACUGGGAUCCACGAGAAGAUAUUGGUCUCUUCGCCAUGAUCAUGGCACUCAGAAUUGUAAACCAGAUGCCUCCGUCUGAGACAGCUCCAACAAUCCAGCUUAUCACAAGCGAUAAAUAUACCUGGGAGAGAUUCUCCCCCUUCGUGAAAAUCAAGAGCAAGGAGUUGGAGGGUAAUAAGGAUUUCCAAAACCUGAAGCUACUCCCCAUGAAACAGAAUGUGAUGUUGUUCCUCAAAUACCGCAAGACUUACGCCGAUAGAAAUUGCCUUGAAGAAUUGACAUGUGUCAAUGUCGAAUUUAAUGGGAUACCCGAAUAUAUGGAGUAUGCCAGGGAACUUGCAAGGCUGGGUAGCAAGAUGUCUCAAUUACAUUUUAAGGGCGAGCUCCCGUCUAAUCCAAACGACGAGCAGUAUUAUCAUUUCGAUAACCAUAAAGAUGUUUUUGUUGUCCCAAAAAAGGAGGUUAAUAAAACGAUCAAGCGGAUCCUAGAAUCCUAUCAGGAUUAUACUUCUCCUAGCGAGAGACCGGCAGCUAUCAUAAGGGAAUUGGAUGAUAAGCUAAUCUCCACUGAGAGGUCUCCAAUCAAAAAAUCUCAUGAGAGAGAGGCCCCGCGGCCGAUGGACGUCAAGACACCAGUUAUAAUUAACUCCCUAGCGAAGGCCACGAUACACGACGAUAUUCCUAUUACCAAUGGAACACACAAAGAUCAAGCUCCAGUAAAGACUCCGGUUGCAGCCCAGCCGACCAGUUUAGAUUUAAACAUUCCCGAUACGAAGGAAAUCACAGAUAAUCCAAUAUUCUCCCAAAUUACUUCAAUGUUCGACCGAGUGAUGUCAGGAGAGGUAACAAUCAUCGAGAGGGCUUCUAUCGGAGAUGAAAUCCGAACUAAACUCCAGGAAGUUGUAUUAAUGGAAACCGAAAAGGCACUGCAAACUAUCGACCAUCAACGCAGGAGGUGCGAUUCAAUCAUGGCAGGGGCUUAUCAAAAGUACGAUAGGACCAUUGAAGUUUUACAGAAAGUGGGAAACCUUCAGGGAUACCUCGAGGGUUUUUUUGAUGGUAUGGGGAGCCACGGAAGCGCCGCCCAAAAUGAUAAAGAAAACCUCGCCCGAAAAAUCGUCAACCUCUUUGUCAGCGAUAGCAAUACCGAACAAACGUUAAGUAACGCUACCACUGUGAGAAAAGAGGACAAGCCUCUUAUGCCAAUUCUAGCUUCGAGAAGUGUCGAAGGCGUUGGUUCAUAUGCAUAUGGUCAAAGUACCUCUGCCAUUGACGUAAUGGAUAGCAAAACUGGAGAUCGCAACUCGAAGGCAAACUCUAUGAUGGGAGACAUGGAUAAAAAUCUUCACUUGACUAACGGAUUUAAAAGGACACCGAAAAUGGCCACAGAGAAUGAUGGUGCGAAUCUCAGCUAUGAAACUAAAUCUAGUGACAGCGAAUAUCGUGAAGACACAGAAACCAAGGAUCUAUUCGCAACUGGACACAAAAAUAAUAUAAGGCCAGUAACCCAUUACAACUUAAGGAGUAAUUCAGCGCAGCAUGAAUGGUCGGGCAAACAAAUCGAUCCACUCCCGGCCCCUCGUAUGCAAACUGGGUACAAUGAUACUAAGUUCAACAGGCCAUACCAUAUCGAGUAUGCACCUGAGAAUCUUACGGGGGAUAUCACCGCCGAGCAGCGCGCAGAAAUGACCAACGUGGCAGGAGGGCUCGGGGCAGAAGGGAGUUUGGAAAAACCGAUUAUUUCACUUGUGCAAGCACUGGCGGCCAGCCCCGAUCUUAGGGAAAGACUUGGGUUUCUCUUGAAUUCAAUUGGGGUAGAUGUAGAUAUCCAUAAAACCUCGAAAGGCCUAAAGUGUGCAUACCGUGGAUAUGCCCCUUCGGGGAGUUCAUGUUCGGGUCUAGAGUCCUGCUCAGAGUCAGAGGAUUUUUAG